Messenger RNA from Penicillium coprophilum, 2052 nucleotides. RefSeq lists its product as uncharacterized. The transcript has a single exon. The record is from RefSeq and is a predicted model, not a curated record. The coding region runs from base 1 to 2052 and encodes 683 amino acids. Lineage: Eukaryota; Fungi; Ascomycota; Eurotiomycetes; Eurotiales; Aspergillaceae.
AUGAGAGGCUACACGUCCUACUUCCACCACCAAUACCCCAGUUGCGGACAUGAGCGCACCAAGCCCUGUACUGAGACUAUAAUCUCCGACAACCUCCUCCUUCCCUACCACUACCUCCGCGCCACUCAGCCCAGCAUGUGCGAGGACUGUGAGAACAAGUGGCUGGAUAACUACUUUGAAGAAAAUGGCCAAAGUCAAACUUCAAACUCUUACCGGGCCAUCGUGGACCCGGUUUAUAGAGAUCAUAUCAUCAAAACCAACGCGGUUGGUAAUUCUACUCCAGACGACAGGGACACAAGCAGUGCUGACCACAGCGACAAUGGUCAGCUCUUCUUGGGUUCUGCCGUUGAUGAUUCUGGCAAUGGGGACGGGCACAGUGCUGGCCACAGCGACAAUGGCCAGACCUGUUCCCGUGCUGUUGUCGAUGAGUCGGAGUCAAGUUGCGGAUAUCCGGCGCAUUCUGAUAAGUCCUCUGCGAUACCCUUUAACUUUGCUCGUACUAAUCCUAGUUCGCCGGAGAUGACUGGAGAUCUUGACUCUUUUGUGUCAGCAAUCGUCAAAACCAAUCCGGAUCGUCUUGAUCAGAGGGGCGAUGAGAGUGACGAUGCAGAGGACUUUGUUCAGAUUGAAUCACCGGACACCGAGGGCGAUGCUUGUGAAUCCUUCAGUGAUAACAGCAGCUUUGAAACAGACAGUUCUGGCUCAUCGCUCUGCGGAUCGUCUUUGAUAAGGUAUAACAUACUGAAGCUGAGAAUUGACGAACUCGUUGAGCAGCGGCAGCAACAGCGACAGCGGCAGGCGAGCACUGACCAUGAACAAGACGCUCAUGCUGAUCUCAAGGACACGCCCCUUGCGGACUCAAUUAAUAGCCCUGAAUCUGACGAUCACUCAUAUGACCAGUCUACUCUUGACAUUGACCUUGUGCACCAGCGUAUUGAAGCCACAAUCCUAAAGCGCAUUGAAGAAAACAACGAAAGAGAAGCCCGACAGGAAGCCAUCUCCAAGCUCCUUGACGCAGCACUUCUAAAAAAGGACCAAGACGAGCGGCGCGAGAAGAACGCCGAACUGGGGAUUGAAGAGGACCCCCAUCUUUGGGACACAGAGUCCCUCGCCGAAAUAUGGCAGGAAAAGACUUCCACUACGGUAACCCCUGAUAAUGACAGCACCCCUGUCUCCCCCCACACCUGCUCAUCGCCCAAAAACCAACAGGCCCCAACCCCAGAUUCCCCACAGAAGCACAUGUACAUGGGCAGCAUGUUUGCAGAUGAGGAAUCCGCUUACCAACGCGGACUGCGCGAGGUCCGGCCCUACGGCAAUUAUCCAGGUGAGUGGGAAGGAUUCUUGAUGGCAUUUUCCGAAGACGACGCGAACCGCCAGGGUCUACUAGACCCGAUCCAUGUGCGGGGCUGCUGUUCCGAGCAGCGCGCCGACUUCCACCUUUACUACGGUGUGAUGCAUGCUGCGUCCGAGGAAGAAGCUGAGAAGCGCUGGUUAGAGGAUAUCCGGCGGAUACCCGGUGAAGAAGGGAAGUUCUACGGGUUAUUGCGGGCUGACGAUUUGCGGCACGCGCGCGCGAUGGGACUGAGUGAGAUCCGUCAUCCGUGGGGGUGUUGCAAGGAUGGGCUUUUUACGAUGCCAGAACGGGUGCUUCAUACAUACACUGGAUUUAUGUGCGCGACCUCUCUGAAGGAGGUUGAAGAUAUGGGAUUAUGUGAUGCGCAACCGGUUCCUGGGGAAUGUGGUGAUUAUUACGGUGGGACUUAUUAUGGGUAUAUUGAAGCUUAUAGUGAGUUGGAUGCCUUUCAGAUGGGACUGAAGGAUCCUGAACAUGAUGGGGAGUGUUGUGCCAAGGCCGAGGCUGUGUCGAUCUCGGAGGGGCACACGUAUUACGGUUAUAUGUAUGGGAGGUCUCAGGAACAGGUAAUGAAUAGGGGUUUGAGGGAUGUUUUGCUUGUUCCUGGAUUUGAUAUUAAGUAUUCGGGAUAUUUACGGGCGGACUCUGAGCAGGCAGCGAAAGCUAUGGGCCUUUUUGAACCUUCACGUAUUGCAUGA